AAUAAAUUUGUUGCCGGAUAUGUAAGAAACAAUAAGAAAAUCGAACUCGCAUAUCGCCAAGUUUUGCUAAGAAUGUGGAUUCUGCUGCUCUCCAAGUCUAAUAUCUGUUUCCCUGUGGCACCUAUCACUCGGAUCGCGCAUUCAGCGACGUACCUAGCAUGGGCUCCUUCACGGACUUAAGCUUCGAGCUUCAAGAGCUAAUUCUCACCCAAUUGCUCGACAAUCCACAAAUGCCGGCCGCAUUUCUUUGUAACGCGAAUCUCGUGUGUCACCAGUGGCAUGAAAUUGCGACUCGUCUCCUUUUCCAGGACAUCACACUCGUCGCUGCGCAUCGCUCUCGAAAACAAAAGGCGUACAUCGACCAUCUCAUUUCGAAUAAGCGCAUAUCCGAGGCAAUCAGGAAUGUUUCAAUCGUUAUCACAAGGGGACUCAUAACUGUUACAUUCUUGGAGAGCCUGGAGAAGCUCGUUCCCCUAUUAGUUCAUCUCAGAAAGAUCGAGAUAAUCGGAGAUAGCAACGUGCUACUACAUAGGGAUGAAGACAAUGAUGAUGAAACAGACGAUUACAUUCACAUCAACGAGUUGAGAAAGGCCAUUCCUGAAAUUCUUGGCAAACUUGAACGCAGGGUUUCCAUUCAUCUGGACCGUUACGUGCACACGCUGGACGUUAGCUCCUUGGAUUUGUCGUAUAUGACGUCGUCUCUAUCCACGAGAAAGGAUGGCGGCCAUGCCUUGAAAGCCCUCUCGGCAUCAUUGCUACAAUCUUCCAGUGAGGAUGGGUAUUAUCCCUCUCUCAAAACAAGAUACCCUGCAUGCGCGUCGCAGGAGGUUGCCGCUCUCCUAAAGAUCAAUGAAGAACUAGAAAGCUUGACCCUCGAGAUGUCAAUUAUGGCCGAGUGGACAUACUUGAAAGAAAAUUACGAGGAAGAGAAACAAUGGGCUUUGGAAAACAUCGUGCCUACGUAUCACCCUCUGACCUCGCUGUCCCUUCAUGGGCACCUGGUCAUGUCCGACAAAGCCUGGGGCGACUGGAAGUCAUUUCGCUGGUCACAGCUCACAUCAUUGACGAUCGGGCACCCAAAACUACUGGAAAGUCUGACUUUGCGACUCGAAGAUGUCCCUCUGUCCUCGCUGCAGACGUUGAAAGUAUUCAAUUACAAAAGCGUUGAAAGCAUCGAAGACUGCCUCACCGAGCCGCCAGGGAUGGGAAGAUUCUUGCGUUCCACCACAGUCAAUGAACUUUGUCUGGUUGCCAUAAAGCCAAAUACGCUGAUAGACUUUCUCGCAGCUGGCAGACAUGCAGCUAGUGUGCUUGAGAAACUUCGGUUCCACCAUCCAAACCCGAAUUUUGUGCUUUCCAUGACACAGAUCACGGAACUCAAGGGUCUUCUUGUCAACGUCUCUUGGCUAGGAUUGGAUAUGCACCGCCGACAUCUCUUUGGAACUUCACAUCCCGACGCGCACCUCCUGUAUCUGGAUGCCGUUGCAGAGAUGCGUGCCCUCAAACACCUACGUGUGUUUCUCCACGACGAGCCAUUUCUCCUCGAUAGGAUGGCCGAAACCGAAUUCACCAAGGCUGACGCUAUUGCCUCGUUCCGAUAUCUAGAUGUACAGAAACAGGGCUCUGCUUUAGAGAGCUUGGUCAUCUGUCAGGGCCGUGGGUUUUUCAGUGAGUUGUGGAUUGUGUGGCACCUGGGCGGUUCCAAAGUCAUGCUAGACCACAGGCACGCAGAAACCGGUCGGCGAGUCGAGACCUGGGACCUCGAUAUUCUUUCAAAGGUCAAAGAGUAUCCCGCUCGCUGGACCGAGUGGGGCACGCCGAGUUCAGAGUGGAGGUGCGAUCCUCUUUGGGGUUUCCCGGAGGGAUGGUAACUCAUCAAUAUGGCCUUGAUGGUGAACAUGGAGAUGUAAAACGACCGCCAAAAGGGGAACUGUCAACUCGAAUUCUUUGAUUGUAGCUAGUUUGCCACGGUUGGUCGAUUAGUAUUACAAUUAACAAGUCCAUGCAUCUUUAUGUAUUCUUUCUCUUGGC
Messenger RNA from Truncatella angustata, 2031 nucleotides. RefSeq lists its product as uncharacterized. Bases 159 to 1871 code for a protein of 570 amino acids. Gene Ontology annotation, molecular function: protein binding. The transcript has 2 exons. NCBI's taxonomy places the organism in Eukaryota, Fungi, Ascomycota, Sordariomycetes, Amphisphaeriales, Sporocadaceae. The record is from RefSeq and is a predicted model, not a curated record.